AUGGGCUGGUUCCCCGACGUGCCCGCCCCGGCACCCCCCGCCGCCGCUGCCGCCGCCGCCGCCCCCGACACCCACGCCCCGGACGCCCACGCCCACGCCCUCGCCCUGCCCGCCAGCCCCCCGCACGCCGACGACCCCGGCUAUGCCACCGCCCGCCGCGCCUGGUCGCGUCUGCGCUUCGUGCGCGCCGGCUGGUUUGGUGUCGACGAGGCCAUGGCCUACAUCGCGUACUACUACGACCACCUCGCCCCCCUCACGCCCAUCGUCCUGCCCGACUUCCGCCGUCCCGCCGCCCACCCGUCGCUGCUGGCCGAGGAGCCCGUCCUCACCGUUACCAUGCUGACCAUCGCCUCGCGCCACAUGAAGCUGGCCGGCAACGGCGCCACCUCGCGCGCCUACUCCAUCCACGAGAAGCUGUGGUCCUACCUCAAGGGCAUGAUCGAGCGCCUGAUCUGGGGCCAGGAGAAGUUCGGCGCCCCGGCCGCCCAGCCACGCCCGUUCCCGCCCGCCGCUGCUGCUGCUGCUGCUACUGCUGCUGCUACUACGCCCCCGUCCAAGCGCAGCGGCAACCUGCGCGCCCUCGGCACCGUCGAGGCCCUGCUGCUGCUCACCGACUGGCACCCGCGCGCCCUGCACUUCCCGCCCGGCGACGACGAGAACACCCUGCUCGACAUGGACCCGCACGCCCUGGCCCCCGACACUGCCCACCACAAGGACCAGGACCAGGACCAGGACCAGAACCAGAACGGCCCCCCCGAGGGCCGCCUGGCCUUCUACCAGUGGCUCGAGCCCGUGUGGCGCUCCGACCGCAUGUCGUGGAUGCUGCUCAGCACCGCCCAGGCCCUCGCCUUCGAGCUCGGCGUCUUCGACCCCAAGACCGACGCCCGCCCGCCCGCCGACCAGCUGCCGUCGUGCGAGCCCGUCCGCAAGCGCCGCCUGCGCCGCCUCAUCCUCGUGUACGUGUCGCAGAGCAGCGGCCGCCUGGGCAUCCCGUCCAUGCUGCCGCUGCCGCAGUGGAGCCAGGCCGCACCCGCCGACCACGACCACGGCCACGACCUCGACCUCACCGUCGACCGCGUGCUGGACUGCUGGCUGGACAUCUCCAAGAUCAUGUACAACAGCAACCAGGUGCUGUUCCCGUCCAAGGAGUACACCACCAACCUGAUCAAGACCGGCCAGUACCGCGACCGCAUCGCCGAGUUCGCGCCCUCGCUGGCCGACUUCAGGCGCAAGUUCGACCGCAUCCCGAUGUCGCCGCACAUGCGCCACAUCCUGACCAUCGAGUACGAGUAUACCCGUGAGUGCCCCCUUUCACCGACCUGCUUCCGUUGGCCUAACGUCGCAGGGCUCUACGUCAACUGCCUGGCGCUGCAGGCCGUCGUCGACCGCUGGACCACCAUGUCGCACGAGAGCACGCAGAACCACGCCAACGGCGCCGGCUCGACGUCGUCCGGCACCGUGCCGCUGCGCGUGCUGCUGGACCAGUACGAGGUCAACGAGCCGUACAUCCAGGAGGUCGUCGACGCGUCGCGCAAGAUCCUGCAGACCGUCCUCGACGGCCUCGUCCCCGGCGACCGCCUGAAGCAUGCCCCCGUGCGCACGUUCUUCCGCGUGCUCUCGGGCAUGAUCUUCAUCCUCAAGACCUUCACGCUCGGCGCGAAGGAAGACGACGUGCGCGUGUCGCUCGAGCUGCAGGACCGCACCAUCGAGUCGCUGCGCACCUGCAUCGUCGACGACGUGCACCUCAGCGUCACCAUCGCCGACCUGCUGCAGCUGCUCACCGCCAACAUCCGCACGCGCUUCCUGCGCUUCGCGCCCUUCGACCGCCUCGACUGCGCCAGCCGCGAGCGCACCCCGCCGCCCCUGCCCUCCUCCGACGACGCCCACCCGGACUUCCGCUGGCCACCGCCGCCGCCGCCUCCGCCACCGCUGCAUGCCCUCGCGCCGAACAACUCGACCACCGCCGCCGCCGGCUUCCCGUUCGACGCCAACAGCGCGCCAUCGACUACCAACGACCCGCUGGCCAGCAUCCCCGCGCGGCCCAUCGACUCCACCAACCUCCACGUAUCCUUCAUGCCGCCGCCGCCGUCGGUCUUCUACAACUACUACGACCACAGCAGCACGUCGCCCAAGCUAGAGCAGCAGUCGCUAGACGACGCGGCGGCAUCAUCGUCAUCCACCACCACCGUGGCGCCGCACGCCCUCAGCGCCACCGCCGGCCACGCCGCCUCCACCUCCAUGUCCGACUGGUUCGCGCUGCCGCUCGACCAGUUCUUCAACAGCGCCACGGCCGGCGUCGACCAGGGCCUCGGCGGCACCGGCCCCAUGGUCGGCGAGUUCGAUAUGCUCGAGGUUCUGCUCAAGGACCAGUACACGGACGCCGGCGCGGGCACGGGUGCCACCAGCGGCGGUGGUGGUGGUGGUGGCGGUACCAGCGCGUCGGGCGGCUCGACGGCCGUGACGGCGGGCGGUGCCAGCGGGGACAAUGGUGGGACUAAUGGCGCUGGGCUGUCGUCGCAGUUCCUGUGA
Messenger RNA from Ophidiomyces ophidiicola, 2529 nucleotides. RefSeq names its product zinc finger transcriptional activator. The coding region runs from base 1 to 2529 and encodes 842 amino acids. The transcript is spliced from 4 exons. Gene Ontology annotation, molecular function: DNA-binding transcription factor activity, RNA polymerase II-specific. The record is from RefSeq and is a predicted model, not a curated record. Gene Ontology annotation, cellular component: nucleus. Gene Ontology annotation, biological process: aromatic amino acid catabolic process; positive regulation of transcription by RNA polymerase II. NCBI's taxonomy places the organism in Eukaryota, Fungi, Ascomycota, Eurotiomycetes, Onygenales, Onygenaceae.